Molecule: messenger RNA, 972 nt
Organism: Odocoileus virginianus texanus
Lineage: Eukaryota; Metazoa; Chordata; Mammalia; Artiodactyla; Cervidae
Source: RefSeq, a predicted model, not a curated record
GGGUUCCAAAGAGUUGGACACGACUGAGCGACUGAACUGAACUGAUUCUAUUCUUUCUGAUGUAAUAGUAAAUGGAAUUGCUUCUUGAACUUCUCUUUCUGAUCUUUCAUUGCUAGAGUAUAGAAAUGCAACAGAUUUCUGUGUAUUAAUUUUGUAAUCUGCAACUUUACCAAAUUAAUUGAUGACUUCCAGUAGUUUUCUGGUAGCGUCUUUAGGAUCUUCUAUGUAUACUCUCAUGUAAUCUGCAAACAGUGAUGGUUUAAUUUCUUGUUUUCCAGUUUGGAUUCCCUUUACUUAUUCUUCUUCACUGAUUGCUGUUAGCUGUGAUCUUAAAUGUCAUCCUGAACAGAACACCAUUUGGCACAUGUAUUCCCUUGAAGCGACGUCAGCUGCCCCAGAACUGAAGUCUGGGCUCAUGUGACCAAGCUCUGGGGUACACAGGCUGACUCUAGAAGCUCAGGAUAAGGCUAUGAAACUCAAGGGAGCUGGAGUGUUGAACUCCAGGGCAAUCUAUAAAGACAAAGACCAGAAGGAUCCAGUGCCCACUAGGCUUCCCCCUAUUAUCUCAGAAGAUGGGAAUUACUCCGUGCACCAAAAUAGCCACACAAAGUACCAUGAAGCUGUUCGGAAGGUAUCGUUAAAGACAUUCCCCAAUCAGGUCUUCAGGGUCCCCCUGACUGAUGCUCAGAACUUCAGCUUCUGGCGGUCCAACGGUGCAGGAGUGCGCCCAGAGGAGACCAUGCCCUGGAUCCGGAGCCCCCGCCACUGCCUCAUCAAGAGUGCAAUGACCAGGUUUAUGGAUCACUCUAUUCUCAAUGACAGAAACUUCAGUCUGUAUUGAGCAGGAUGUGUUUGCAGGACAAGAUAGUACUGCGGAUGAAGCAGUGAAGAGGGAGGUAUCCUGGUUCCAAUGGCUGAUUAAUGGGAGGAGGGGACUGAGAGAGUGCAAUAAAUAGACUGAUCUAGAAGUAA